Molecule: messenger RNA, 1352 nt
Organism: Homalodisca vitripennis (glassy-winged sharpshooter)
Lineage: Eukaryota; Metazoa; Arthropoda; Insecta; Hemiptera; Cicadellidae
Product: poly [ADP-ribose] polymerase-like
Exons: 7
Coding region: 190-1329 (379 amino acids)
Molecular function (GO): DNA binding; zinc ion binding
Source: RefSeq, a predicted model, not a curated record
GUUGGCGGUUGCAAACACUGCAGUUUCUGGCGAUUCGGGACUAUAGAGAGUGGUGUGUGUAUGUGAACUAGUGAAGAAAUUGGUUAUGUAUUUGUCUAUAAUUUCCUAAAAUUGGAAAAGUUAUCAUUUUACAUACUAAAGACACGCAAUUCAUAAAGAUCAUACUCUCUAUAAAGCAAAUAACAUUAAAUGGCUGAUUUUCUUCCUUAUAAGGCAGAAUAUGCCAAAAGUGACCGCAGUAGUUGUAAAGCAUGCAAAGCUAAAAUAAACAAAGAUACCUUAAGGAUUGCUGCAGUGGUUCAGUCACCUUCAUUUGAUGGGGUUAUACCAAAAUGGUAUCAUUACAUAUGCUUUUUUGCAAAGCAAAAACCUAAAGCUGUGGGGGACAUUGAGAACUUUGAAAACCUAAGCUGGGAUGACCAAGAGAAAAUUAGAGAGAAAGUUGCAAGUAUCGCCAGUGGAGCGGAGGUGGAGGCGGUCAAUGGCAAGGGCAAAAAGGCCACUAAACGGGGAGCUGGCGGGGCCAAGAAGGGGGGCGGGGGCAACAAGCAGUUCAAAUGUGAGUUGGCCAAGUCCAGUCGGUCUACUUGCCGUGGUUGCCACGAGACCAUCAUGAAGGGAGAGCUGAGGGUGGCGAAGAUGGACUUUGAGAGUGACGAGGGCAGGAGGUAUGGUGGAGUGCCACUGUGGCACCACACCGACUGUUUCGUUAAACUGAGAUCGGACCUGAGUUUCUGGGAGUGUGGCUCCAACAUUGACGGCUACAGCAGCCUCGACAGUGACAACCAACAGAAGCUGAAGUCCUCUCUGCCACCGAUGAAACCCUGUGAGGGAGGAGAUGAGGCGGACGGGGCUUCUGCUCCCAAAAAGAUAAAGGCAGAACCUCAGAGUGAUGCUGACAAGGAGAAGAUGAAGAAACAAGUGCAGACGUUACUGAAGUACACCAACUUCCUCAAAACACUGACACGUCCACAGAUAGCUGAAAUAAUGGAAGAGAACAAGGAACAAGUGAUGACACAGUCUAAUAAUAUAGAGCGUAUAACUGAUGCGAUGGCGUUCGGCUGGCCCCGGGACUGCAAGAAGUGCAAAUCUGGGAAGUUGGAGUGGAAGAGUCUGGAGGGAGGCUACAAGUGCAACGGAAACCUGACAGAGUGGGUGCAGUGUGACAAUGUUGACGUCAACCCCAAGCGCCGACCUUUCGUCAUUCCCGACUCGUUGGCGGAAGAGUUCGCUUCCAUAAAGUUCAAGCCAAAGACAGGGACCAGGUUAAUUAGAACAGAGGAGAGAUCAAUAGUCCUCAAUCCUGGCCCAUCGACCUCAUCAGAGUAAGUAUCUUCUUAUCAUGCAUUCUU